AUGACAAAAACAAGCAUCCUCUCCGCAGUUUUUGUGGAUAACAUGCGAGUUCAUAUUCUCACUGACCAUGAUGUAAAGAUUAUAAACUAUACUAAUGGAAAGAGUCUUGCCGCUUAUACUAUUGACGGAUAUAAAAAAAUUGCAGUAAUCCCUAAUUCUAAUAUAUUAGUAUGCAUUCCAAAAGAUGAUAAGAAAAAGUUUGUGAAUUUCUAUGAUACAAGCACAUCAUCUAUAAUUCAAACUCUUGAAACACCAGAUUCAGUUCUUAACAUUGUAGUCAAGGCAAAUCACUUUAUUGUAUGCACAAGCAGAAAGUUAAUUGUAUAUCGUAUUUUUGACUUUGAACAAAUUCAGUCUUUUGAUAUUGACUUUUCACAUGAUAAACUUUUUGACUGUCCAAAGGACUCAUCAAUAGAAUAUAUCGCAUAUGCAGAUGUCACAAAAGGCGUUUUGACAAUUGCCAAUUAUUUAACAGGAAGUCCCCUAAACAAUAUUCAUGUGUUUAAAGCCGAAAUAAACUAUGUUCAGUUCAGCCAAUCAGGUAGAUUGAUUGCAAUUCUAGGAGAAAAUGUUAAUUUAUUGAGAGUUUAUUCUUUUCCAAAAUUUGAAGAAAUCGCAACUGCAUAUGUUUAUUUAACUGAUCAAAGCAUUAAUUCGCUUACAUUUAAUGCAACAGAAACAACAAUUAUUAUCACGACAUCAAAGAAUUUUAUAACUGUUGUUGAUUUUAACAAAAAGGCCACAGAUGAGUUUGUAACAAAGUUUGAUUUGAUUCAUAAGCCAAUAUACGCUACAUUUGAUAUUUAUUCUAACUGCUUAUACUCGAUUUCUCAGGAUGGUCGUGGUUUCAAGGUUGAUGCAGAAAAUGUAGCUCAUGCUGCCCUAUACAAGGAAGCAUAUGUCAUUCAAGAUAAAUAA
Molecule: messenger RNA, 918 nt
Organism: Trichomonas vaginalis G3
Lineage: Eukaryota; Parabasalia; Trichomonadida; Trichomonadidae
Product: quinoprotein alcohol dehydrogenase-like family
Exons: 1
Coding region: 1-918 (305 amino acids)
Biological process (GO): autophagy of mitochondrion; protein localization to phagophore assembly site; protein lipidation
Cellular component (GO): cytosol; extrinsic component of membrane; phagophore assembly site membrane
Molecular function (GO): phosphatidylinositol-3,5-bisphosphate binding; protein binding; phosphatidylinositol-3-phosphate binding
Source: RefSeq, a predicted model, not a curated record